CCGGAAUCCCUUCCCUGCGAGAGCCCAGAGACCCGCGAGGGGAAGUUGGAGAUCCCGGGCUGGGGAGGGCUGGAAACAAUUGCACACAGACCUCUUUGCUGGUGGGCCGACCCCGGCGGAGCUUCUCGGUGGUGCCUGGGCUGAGUGUGGACGCGCCGUGCGCGGCCCCGCCAGGGCUGGGAGUUUGCAGACUGUCCCUGCCGGGCCGGCUCGGCAGCGGCCCUGCGGCUCCCGCGGCUCCCCGGGAGCACUCGAGCCCAGGUAGCCGCGCUGCAGGUUCGGGGCGCUGCAGACCUUGCGCCCCGCCGCCCCUGGGCCCGGGAACUGGGGCACGCUCCCGACUGCUGCUGUAGCCCAGCCAGGAGGUGUGAUUACUGUUGUAAUAUGGACAUCGGAGGAAGAUGCAUUAGGCCAUCAGAAUGAAAGUGAGGAAAGGAAAUCAGCUGAUGCAGGAGCCCGAGUGAGACCUCUGAACCUGCAAACCCAGCCUGCACCAUGAAUUUGUGUCAUCAUUCUACACUUUAAGAGUCAAAGCAUUGCCAGAGAGCAAUGGCUCUCUUUACUCCGUGGAAGCUGUCCUCUCAGAAGCUGGGAUUUUUCCUUGUGACUUUUGGCUUUAUUUGGGGUAUGAUGCUUCUGCAUUUUACCAUCCAGCAGCGAACUCAACCUGAAAGCAGCUCCAUGUUGCGAGAGCAGAUCUUGGACCUCAGCAAGAGAUAUAUCAAAGCACUGGCAGAAGAAAACAGGAAUGUGGUAGAUGGGCCAUAUGCUGGUGUCAUGACAGCAUACGAUCUGAAGAAAACACUUGCUGUAUUGUUGGAUAAUAUUUUGCAACGCAUUGGCAAGUUAGAAUCAAAGGUAGACAAUCUUGUAAUCAAUGGCACAGGAACAAAUUCGACCAACUCCACUACAGCUGUUCCUAGCUUGGUAGCACUUGAGAGAAUUAAUGUGGCAGAUAUCAUCAAUGGAGCACAAGAAAAAUGUGUAUUGCCUCCUAUGGAUGGCUAUCCCCACUGCGAGGGGAAAAUCAAGUGGAUGAAAGAUAUGUGGCGGUCUGAUCCCUGCUACGCAGACUAUGGUGUGGAUGGAUCUACUUGCUCCUUUUUUAUUUACCUCAGUGAGGUUGAAAAUUGGUGUCCUCAUUUACCUUGGAGAGCAAAAAAUCCCUAUGAAGAAGCUGAUCACAAUUCACUGGCAGAAAUUCGUACGGAUUUUACUAUUCUCUACAGUAUGAUGAAAAAGCAUGAAGAAUUCCGGUGGAUGAGACUAAGGAUCCGGCGAAUGGCUGAUGCAUGGAUCCAAGCAAUUAAGUCCCUGGCAGAAAAGCAGAAUCUUGAAAAGAGAAAGAGGAAGAAAGUCCUUGUUCACCUGGGACUCCUGACUAAGGAAUCUGGAUUUAAGAUCGCAGAGACAGCUUUCAGUGGUGGCCCACUUGGUGAAUUAGUUCAGUGGAGUGAUUUAAUUACAUCUCUGUAUUUACUGGGCCAUGACAUAAGGAUUUCAGCUUCACUGGCUGAGCUCAAGGAAAUAAUGAAGAAGGUUGUGGGAAACCGAUCAGGCUGCCCAACUGUAGGAGACAAAAUCGUUGAGCUCAUUUAUAUUGAUAUUGUAGGACUCGCUCAGUUCAAGAAAACUCUUGGACCAUCCUGGGUACAUUACCAGUGCAUGCUCCGAGUCCUUGACUCUUUUGGCACUGAGCCAGAAUUUAACCAUGCUAAUUAUGCCCAGUCCAAAGGCCACAAGACUCCCUGGGGAAAAUGGAAUCUGAACCCACAGCAGUUUUAUACCAUGUUUCCUCACACCCCAGACAACAGCUUCCUGGGCUUUGUGGUGGAGCAGCAUCUGAACUCCAGUGAUAUCCACCACAUUAAUGAGAUCAAAAGGCAGAACCAGUCCCUGGUGUAUGGCAAAGUGGAUAGCUUCUGGAAGAAUAAGAAAAUCUACUUGGAUAUUAUUCACACAUACAUGGAAGUACAUGCCACUGUUUAUGGCUCAAGCACAAAGAAUAUUCCCAGUUAUGUGAAGAACCAUGGUAUCCUCAGUGGUCGAGACCUGCAAUUUCUUCUCCGAGAAACCAAGUUGUUUGUUGGACUUGGGUUCCCCUAUGAGGGUCCAGCUCCUCUGGAGGCCAUUGCAAAUGGAUGUGCUUUUCUGAAUCCCAAGUUCAACCCACCCAAAAGCAGCAAAAACACAGAUUUUUUCAUCGGCAAGCCAACUCUGAGAGAGCUGACAUCCCAGCAUCCUUAUGCUGAAGUUUUCAUCGGCCGGCCACAUGUUUGGACUGUUGACCUUAACAAUCAGGAGGAAGUGGAAGAUGCCGUGAAAGCAAUUUUAAGUCAGAAGAUUGAACCUUAUAUGCCAUAUGAGUUCACAUGUGAGGGAAUGCUACAGCGAAUCAAUGCUUUCAUUGAAAAGCAGGACUUCUGCCAUGGCCAGGUGAUGUGGCCACCCCUUGGGGCCCUGCAGGUGAAGCUUGCUAAACCUGGGCAGUCCUGCAAGCAGGUGUGUCAGGAGAACCAGCUAAUCUGCGAGCCCUCUUUCUUCCAGCACCUCAACAAGGAGAAGGACAUGCUCAAGUACAAGGUGGCCUGCCAAAGCUCAGAGCUGGCCAAGGACAUCCUCGCACCCUCCUUUGACCCCAAGAACAAGCACUGUGUGUUUCAAGGUGACCUUCUGCUGUUCAGCUGUGCUGGUGCGCACCCCAGGCAGCAGAGGAUCUGCCCCUGCCGGGACUUCAUCAAGGGCCAGGUUGCUCUGUGCAAGGACUGCCUAUAGGGGCCUGGGCUGGGCCCGCACACACUCCACUGGAGAAACACAAGCUCCAGCCUGUUAGGGCAGAGCCAGUGGCUCAGAAUCAUUCAGGGACUCUCGCCAGAGCCUGGACUUCUUGGUGGAAGGUAUCCACUUGGUAUUGCUGCUGCUGUGGUCAGCAUCACAGUGGAGUUUGCACCAAAACAAAAGGAGAGCAGACAUCAGGCCAGGAACCUGGCUUCUCCCUGGCACAGCUUCAUUUUGAGGAGCAACUCUAAGGAGACUCGACGCAGCUGCUCCAGAGUAGGCGAGAGUCUUGGUCUGGGUUGUUUUGUUUGUUUGUUUUCCAAUCAAACACAGGAGAGGAAUUGAGCUGAUCAAAAAGAGCUUUGUAUGGGAACUUUCCAAAAUCCAUCAACUUAUUUAUUUGGGAGGGGGAGGAGGAGGGUCGGGACAAGGGAUUGAUCACACCUUUUUUCUUUGAUUUUCCUUCACUUACCUUCCACCUUCACUAUGUUCCUGUCUGCUUCAAGCAGGGUGCAGGAGGGCGAGACUUGGUGUGCUGUGGAGCUGGUGGCAUUCUUAAGCACAGUCCUCAAAGUAGUUGGUGUCAGGACAAUAAGAAAACUUGUGUGUUGACAGAUGGCAGCUAGAGGGCACACACACAUGCACACUCUCACUCACUCACUCACUCACUCACUCACUCACUCACUCACUCACUCAGUGGGGUGGCUUGUCUGAGUUGUCCAGAGAGCCCAGCCAGGGACCAAAGAUGGGACUGUUUUGCAUUGAGUGUUGUGAGUGGGGUGAGUACGUAGGCCUGAGGUUCCUGGGCCAAUGCUGCCCUCUCCCGGGCUCUUGUGGGAGUUUUCAAGGCUGAGGAUGUCAUCACAGGCAUUUGGUCAGCAGGGGGAGCCUGGGGACAGAGACCCAUUUUCCCAUUGAGGGAAACCAUUUAGCAGAAAACUGCUUAAAACAAGCACAGGAACUCAGAAGGCAAGGGAGCUGCUGGAAAGUUCCGUGAAAAGAACCGUCUGCCUUGUGUUCCAGAAGCAGCAGGAAUUGCUGGCUGGCUGCCUCUGAACUCAGGGCCUUUCUGCCUUCUGGUUCUAAACAUGUCAGGGCAGCUCAGC
Molecule: messenger RNA, 3884 nt
Organism: Erinaceus europaeus (western European hedgehog)
Lineage: Eukaryota; Metazoa; Chordata; Mammalia; Eulipotyphla; Erinaceidae
Gene: MGAT5
Product: alpha-1,6-mannosylglycoprotein 6-beta-N-acetylglucosaminyltransferase
Exons: 18
Coding region: 550-2775 (741 amino acids)
Biological process (GO): protein N-linked glycosylation
Cellular component (GO): Golgi apparatus
Molecular function (GO): alpha-1,6-mannosylglycoprotein 6-beta-N-acetylglucosaminyltransferase activity
Source: RefSeq, a predicted model, not a curated record